Molecule: messenger RNA, 1341 nt
Organism: Theileria parva strain Muguga
Lineage: Eukaryota; Apicomplexa; Aconoidasida; Piroplasmida; Theileriidae
Gene: Trmt11
Product: putative RNA methylase family UPF0020 family protein
Exons: 10
Coding region: 1-1341 (446 amino acids)
Biological process (GO): methylation
Cellular component (GO): cytoplasm
Molecular function (GO): nucleic acid binding
Source: RefSeq, a predicted model, not a curated record
AUGGAAAGAUGUUUAUUUCGUAUGCGUAUGGAUGUUGAUUAUAAUGAGUUGAUAGAGUUUGAGUUAUUAUCAGUGGCUGAGCUUUUGGGUGUAAGUGCUCAAGACUUUAAGUUAUCAUAUUAUAAGGAUGAAAGUACACCUUGCCAACUCUAUUCCCAAUCUUUAACUGAAUAUUAUCGUAAUUAUUCCCCUGAUAGUUCAAUUUCUAACUUCAACAGACUUGAAACUACUGAUCAAAAUGUAUUUCUCUUUGGUACUGUUCCAUCAAUUGAUAUUGCUAAAGCUAUUUUUGAUCGUUCAAUACUCAACAAAGAAGUUAUUAAAGUAUGGGUUGAGUGUGAGGAUUAUGAUGAAUUAUUGGACUGUGUGUUAAAUAAGUGUAAAGAUGAAAUAGAGGCUCAUUUGCUGGGUAAAAGUUGGUGCGUAAAGUAUAGCAAGUAUAAUAAUAAAUCGAAUUCCGAUGAUAUAGUUAAAGUCCUCGAUAAAUUAUUACCCAUUUUUCAACAUGCUGGGGAUGUCAAUUUAAUUAAUCCAAUCACCAAAAUCGCAAUUAUCGAAAAAUAUAAUAUAAAUAAGAAGACUUGUGAGAAGAAAUUGGAUAGGAUAUAUUUUGGGAAUAUAUUAUUCGAGCGUAAUGACAGUCCUUGGUGGACCAAUUAUUGUCUUUCUAAUAGACCUAUUUUGGGCCCAACUUCUCUUGAUAAUUCACUUUCAUUUAUUUUAUCAAACUUGGUACUCCAUUACGCUGUUUCCCAUAAUUUAGGUAAGGUGAAGAAUGGAACUGUAGUUUAUGAUCCCUUUGUUGGUUCUGGUGGCUCAUUAAUCUCAUCAUCCAUCUUUGGUGGUUUUUGUAUUGGUAGUGAUAUUGAUAUACGUAUAUUGAGGGGUUGGGGUAUCUCUUAUAUUAAGAGUAACACUACUGAAUCAGAUGAGAAGAAUAUUUUCGUCAACUUUAACUACUACAAAUUAUUAAUCCCUGAUAUUAUUCGAUUUGAUAUCAAAUAUUCCCCUUUUAAAGAAUCGAAUGGAUGGGUUGACACUAUUAUUACAGAUCCUCCCUAUGGUAAUAGGGCGAGUUAUAUGAAUAACAAAUUAAUGAAAAACAUAAAGAAUGAUUUGAAGCAUAAAAAUUGCCUUGAACUAAUCACCUUUUUACUCCAAAUUUCUCUUAACAUACUCGUCAAACAUGGUCGACUCAUUUUCCUACUACCAUCGCAUAUCAACAACAUUGAUGAGAGUUUGAAAUUAAUAAAUUGUAAAGGUUUUAAAAUCGUUUAUAUAGGACAACAAUUAUUAACUGGAGGACAAUGUAGAUUCAUUAUAACAUUAGAAAAAUUAUAA